ACAAUUCCAAGGACUGUGGUGUUUGACAAGAAGACAGGAACCAAUAUACUUCAAUGGCCCGUUGAGGAAGUGGAGAGUUUGAGGUUGGGCAGUCAUGAAUUCGAAGAGGUGGAUCUUCAUCCAGGAUCAGUUGUGCCACUCGUUGUGGGCUCUGCUACACAGUUAGACAUAGUUGCCGUGUUUGAAAUAGAUAAAGAAGCCUUGGAGGCGACCGUUGAGGCUGAUGUGGGUUACAAUUGCACUACUAGCGGUGGGGCUCGCAGUAGAGGCAUUUUAGGACCAUUUGGCCUUCUAGUUCUCGCUGACGAAACUCAUUCUGAGCUUACACCUGUUUAUUUCUACAACGCUAAAGGCACUGAUGGGAGUGCUGAGACAUACUUCUGUGCCGAUGAAACAAGGUCAUCAAAAGCUUCUGAUGUUGGCAAACAAGUUUAUGGAAGCAAGGUUCCUGUGCUCAAUGGUGAAAAAUUAUCUAUGAGGCUAUUGGUUGAUCACUCCAUAGUGGAGAGCUUCGCUCAAGGAGGGAGGACAGUCAUCACAUCGCGAGUUUAUCCUACAACAGCAAUUUAUGGAGCAGCACGGGUGUUCCUGUUUAACAAUGCCACAGGAGUGAGUGUCAAGGCAUCAGUAAAGAUUUGGCACAUUGAUUCAGCAGAUAUUCACCCUUUCCCUUGGAUCAAUUGUAAUGCACAGCUUCACCUAGCCCACCUGUGUAUUAAGUCCUUCAUUUAUCGUUUGGUUUGUCCAGAAAAUGGAACAAAAAAUGCAGAAGCCUCUGCUGGCAUGAAUUAUUGA
Messenger RNA from Ilex paraguariensis (yerba mate), 795 nucleotides. The record is from the annotation of a GenBank genome assembly. NCBI's taxonomy places the organism in Eukaryota, Viridiplantae, Streptophyta, Magnoliopsida, Aquifoliales, Aquifoliaceae.